CCUCACCUCUGAUAGUCAAGACUACAGACAUGUGUUAAAAGCAGGCACUAUAUGCUCCUUUAAGCCUCCGACACCCACCCACCCACCCCUAUACACUGUGUUGGCAAAAAGGCAGACAGAUGUAAACAACACAACCUAAUGGCUGUUUAGCCAUUAUGUCUAAAAAGAUAAACUCUGGUGCCUGUGAAAGGGCAGGAGUACUGUUGAGCUGUAUCAAUGUGAUGAUGUGCAGGUAUGCUGUUGUUAGGAGGGAGCUGCUCAGCUCCAUCAUACAGGAAAGCUGUCUCCCCUUUUUUAGGGUGGGGGUCAGCGAGGAGGGAUUAGGAGGCAGGCAGAGAUGGGGCCUGUGGAGCAUUUAUGAGCAGAACUUUUAGGUCUUGGCCUCAUUUUUCCUUCUUUCUUCUUUUUUUUUGUGGAUGUGCUCCUCAAGCGAUGCUCCUCCCACACUGGCCCACUGUGCCCCUCCACCUCCACACCCCGAUCCGAGGACGGCCCACGGCUGUUGAAAAACAGCAGAUGCUUUUGAGUAGACUAGAAAAAAAGAGAAAGAGAUUUAGAUGCACAUGUCCAUGACCAUAUUUGUGUCUGGGUGUGAAAAAUGGCGUUCAUUUCAGACACUUGUUGUACUCCACAAGCUCGUAUACGAAAGCUCAACCUUGUUCAAGGCUCUUCACACAAUCUUGAGGACAAAAAAAGUAAAUAAAAUCGAACUUAAUUUUAUUACAGUGUGCAGUCAAACAGGAACCCAUUUCCUUCCCCUUUCCUUGUGUAUGUGCCUCUACUUUUUAACAUAUCCAUGUUGUAUGUAACUGCCAAGUGGGACACAGCUGUGGUGAGUUGUGUUAGCAGAACUCACACAUUUUAGCAUACAUACUGCUACAUUAUGCAAAUGUUAGAAUUCUUCACAGUUCAGCAGCAGCUCGGCAAGUUUGUGAAAACUUUGAGAGCUGCAUAUUGAUAUCCAAACUAACCUCGAGGUUAACCUGUUCCCAAUGCUCCUGCAUGCCAUAUGUGCAGUACACCCUCAUAACUCAUGUCAGCUAAUGUUACAUUUCACUAAUUUGCAUCUUGUGUGGCUCUUCUUAAAAGGAGCAGGUUGAGAAAAGCUGUGAGAGCCACACAGACGGUCUAAAUCUAUAUUCCAUCAUCCUGAAAGUGCCAUUUCUUCUGUCCUGACGUCACAGAUAUACUCACAUUUCUGACACAUACAUAAACCACACUCCCACCCAGAGACACACGGGCCUGGGAACGAGUCUCAUCUUGUUGAGACGUAGAGGAGGAAGUGAGUGUUGAGGUUGGGGGGGAGAUAGAGCGGCAGGGGCAGCCCUCUGACACACCGUGGCCCCUGCCAGCCCUCGGUUACCUCUGCUGACAGAUUAGAUCAUCGAGAACAGCCACCGGGAGGAGAGGAGAGAGGAAAGAGCAAUUUGUUUGUGGAGUAGGAAAAGCCCUAUAUUGUCAAACCUUGGCUUUGGGUUGACCCCUCCAGUUUUGUUGCCCACAGAUGAGUCUUAUGCCAUUGAGUGUGCUGACCUGUUGAGACAUGACCCUUCUGCUGCCCCCCUUUCCAAUCCCUGCUUCUGCCGCCGCUUCCAAAGAGACGUGUAGGCUCCUCGGAGGGCUGAACUGAGACAAACCCUGGGAGGGCCCUGCAGAUGACUCACCUACAGAUUUCUUUUUUCACUCUGCUGUAGUUUCGAUGCAUUUUUAUUUUGUUGCCACUUAGGACAGCCGAGUUCAGUCAGCAUGAAAUUAGAAAAAAAAACCUUACUUUGAUACAGCAGCUUAAAAUAAUACUGCGAUCAUCAUCUAGUCACAGUUUUGGCUACGUCAAAUGAAGACAAACAGACGGGCCGCGACGUUGUUGUUGAAGUCAUGUUUGCAUUAGAUAUUGUCUCAAAUAUUCUCUCGCUGUAUUAAAGUCAGGCAGGGAGUCGAUCGCCACUCUUAGAAAGUUCUGCUCUUUGAUUUGUUUUGUUUUUUCUUCCGCCACAUGUGCUGCUGCUGGCCUUCAACUCAGUCUUGCCCCACCUUUAUAUGCGUCUCCCCUUGCCUUACUUUCCUCAAACUGCCUAUUUGACAUACAUAGAAAGUACAGAAGGUGAGAUGCCCAACUUUCAGAGUAGAAAAAUGGAUUUGACUGAUUUGCAGAAGGCCACGGUCUGGUAUCGUAUGCAUAAAGCUGAGUUUUAAAAGUUGAAAGCUUGGUUUAAUAGUUCUUUAUCCUUGCUGCUGCGUGGACAUUGAUGACACCUGGCUAACAGCGACACUGAAAGAGCGAGAUGCAACCGCAGACAAGCUGCAACUCGCCUGUACCACUGAGAGGGGGCUGACAGACAAGAGAGGUGAGGAAGGGGAGCAGCAAAGGAAGCCAUGGAUGAUUUUGUCUAAUUUUGCAAGGAGCAGUCUGUCGCAGAUUGUGAUCUGACAUUCGGCACCUCACACGCCGCUCUCUUGCACAUAUCCACAGAAUAUGUGCUCGGCAAAUCUGAACCAGAUGUGAAGUGUUUUGGGACCCCGACAUCAACCUGGCAAGGGCAUGUCUCCGCCUGAAUCAUCUGGGUGGGGUCAGCAGUGCAGAGGGGACAACUUAAGUGGUCUCGCUACACUUUUUUGCACGGGUCAUUAGAAAAGAGAAGAUGCUCCCGAGGUAGGAACUAGAAACAGAGUUGGCUACAAGCAGGGCCAAGACGAGCUUGAAUGGGAAGACUUCAGAUUUCUGUGUGGACAGGGUUUCUCUCUCUCUGUCCUCAGCUCUGGCUGCAGGGCCUGGCAGAGCCACUACCUAUCUGAUAGAUCUAGUGAGGGAACAGUUGAUUGCCUUAAAGCAAUGGGAAAUGCCUUACUUGCUCCCUCCCUCUUUCUCCCCUCCCUCCUUCUGUAUUCUCUCCCUUUUCUCCUUGGAGUGUCUUGAGCAGUGGCUCUCUACCUUUCUCUCCCUAUUUUACUCCCUGCUCCCUCCCUCCCUUCCUCUCCCUCUCUCUCUCCCUCCCUCUGCCCUGCUGUGAGUAGGUGGUUCCUUGCUUUACUUGAUUGGUGUGAGUCUAUAUAGCAGGAGAGACGUUCUAACAGGCUCAGAGUCUGGUGGAGCCCACUUGCCACACGUUCCCAAUAGGACUACCUGGGUUUUUUUCUGUGUCUUCUCCUGAGAGGAUUUACUUUCUUCUGACAGCAUGACGGAGAGCAAGAGGAAAGAUAAGAAAGGGAGAAAGAAGGGCGGUAAGAAAGGACAAAAGGAUCCAACAACAGCUGCGGCUCCCAAGUUAAAACCAAUGAAGAAUCCAAUAAUAGUGGACGAGGGAAGCAAGCUCAUAGUUAAGUGUGAGGCCACAGGGAACCCAGCGAACCCCACCUACAAAUGGUACAAAGAUGGCAACGAGCUGAAGAAAAGCAAAAAAAUCAGAAUAAGGAACAGCCAGAAAAACUCCAGAGUCCAGAUCAGCAGAGCAAAACUGGAGGAUUCUGGGAACUAUACAUGUGUGGUGGAGAACCAACUGGGAAAGGACAACUCCACUGGCACUGUUAACGUCCAAACCAUAACCACAACGCCAUCUCCAGGCUCAGGCCACGCCAGAAGAUGCAACGACACAGAGAAGGCCUACUGUGUGAAUGGCGGCGACUGUUACUUCAUACAUGGUAUAAAUCAGCUCUCCUGCAAGUGUCCAAAUGACUUUACUGGUGAUCGCUGUCAAACCUACGUUAUGGCCAGUUUCUACCAGCAUCUUGGGAUUGAAUUUAUGGAGGCAGAGGAACUCUACCAGAAAAGAGUCCUGACAAUCACGGGUAUUUGUGUGGCUCUGUUGGUGGUGGGCAUCGUGUGUGUGGUUGCCUACUGUAAAACCAAGAAACAAAGAAAGAAGAUGCACAAUCAUCUGCGACAAAACAUGUGUCCAGAACAUCCCAAUCGUAACCUUGCUAACGGACCCAAUCACCCAGGACCAGGCCCAGAGGAAAUCCCAAUGGUAGACUACAUAUCAAAGAAUGUCCCUGCAACUGAGCGAGUCAUACGGCAUGCAACGGAGGGCUCGUUCCCUGCCAGCCAUACCUCUUCCAGAUCUCACAACUCUUCCACACGAGCCCAUUCAUCAACUCACAGACAAGAGGAACGGACAUGGAGCCUGGAACAUUCUGACAGCAUCCUCUCUGACUCGCCGGGAAUGAUGUCAUCAUCUGUGGGGACCAGUAAAUGCAGCAGUCCUGCGUGCAUGGAGGCACGGGCUCGGCGCGCUGCAAACUGUGGCUAUUCUGACCCCCAUCGGCCGGGCCUGCAGUACGGAGAAUCCUUUGACUCGCUGGGAGACUCUCCGCACAGCGACAGAUACGUGUCAGCUCUGACAACACCAGCCCACCUCUCCCCAGUGGAUUUCCAUUACUCAUUGCCCUCGCAGGUGCCUACCUUCCAGAUCACAUCCCCCAAUACCAGCCAUGCCAUGUCUCUCCCUCCUGCUGUCCACAACCCGUACCCUCUUGAGGAUGACCAGCCGCUACUGCGCCGCUACCAGGUGCCCCUACACGAUGCCCAGUGCCAGGAGCCCUACCGGCAGCAGCGUCGUACCUAUCUAAAUGACAGCAGGGGCAGCCUGCCCUCCAGCCCCUACCGGCUGGCUAAAGAAGAAGACUAUGAGACCACCCAGGAGUAUCUCUCCUCUCGGGAACAACCAAAGAGAAGUGGGUCCAGUGGAACUGGUAGCCGGCGCUGGCGGAGAUCCAGACUGAAUGGCCAUGUGGCCCCACGUGGAUAUGAGGCAUCCCGGGACUAUGGCUCUCGAAGCUGCCUAACAGAUAGUGAGUCAGAGGAGGACGGGGAGAGCACGCCCUUCCUCAGUAUGCAGAACAUGAAUGCCGAGCCGUCCACCAUCUACAGGCCGGUGGACAGUCGGACUUCUCACUCGUCGGGGCGGCACAGUGGGCAUGGAAACAUGCAUACAAGACUUACACACUCACGCUCCAAACCGGACAAUACACCCCAUUAAAGAGUGAAAAUGAACCAACAAAAAUCAAUAUAGUAUAGACCUGCAUCUAUAAGAAAUAUUUUUAUUUUAUAUAACUGACAGAUAUUCUAAACAAAUGAAAUAUUUAUUUUCAUUUUAGCAAACGUUGUCUACUAGUUAACAGCAAAGACUUUUUUAUAGGGAAAACUCUAUUUAUAUGUACAUUUUGAUUUACAGCAUAAAAAGAUGUGCCAGUUUUUUCACAACGUAAAAAAAUAGAGUAAUAUUGUGGUGCCUUUUGCUGUAUGCCGAUGCCAGAGGGCCAGUGGAGGUUUUUGUAGCCUUUCUUAUAUGGACGCCUCAUUUUUUAUACACGUUUAUGUUUUUUUCCUCUCUGGUUUCCUGUUUUACUUUCUUUCCAAGUUGCAUUCUUUGAGGAGUCUAGCCCAACUGGAACAUAACCCCUUCCAUGUCACGCAAUAUAAACCACUUCAACAUAAAGUGUAUGUUUACAUUAAUAUGAUUUGCCUGUAGGGUUUAUGAUUUGGGAUCUGAUAGAUACAAUGUAGAUCCUUUUUGCCCUCUGACUAAUGUCUACAGAGAGAAAAGGAGAGAGAGAGAGAGAGAGAGAGAGAGAGAGAGAGAGAGAGAGAGAGCUUGUAUGGUUGUGUAUGUGUGUGUAAAUGCCAGUGUGUGUGUGUGUGUGUGUGUGUGUGUGUGUGUGUGUGUGUAGGUGUGAAAGCACAUGUCAGUUUGCUUGCAUGUAUUUGUGAUCGUUAGAUGAAUUUCAUUGUUUGUUGUGGUGACAUCAAGCGUGUGGGUCUACUGGUGUCUCACCAAAGCUGACAGAAGAGUGUGGCAGAUGUUUGCUGAAUAGUGCUUUAUCAGAACAGUGACCCCCAGUGUAGGUGGACAGAUAAGGCUGCUGUAUGGUUGUGUGUUACGCAGCUCAUUGCUUGAUGUGUUUAAAGCUGUUUUGCCCGUUCCCCAGCCUAGUUAAGUCCCCUUUUAUUUCCCAGCAGGUUUUCCCUCAUGUUAGUCAGUUAUGAGGCCAACAAACACUGAGCCGCCUGGCACAGGGUGACGCCUGCCAUCAGAGGUGAUGGCAAAACAAAAAGAUUGCAUCUGUUUCCACUCAACUCAGCCCCUAGUCCCAUGCCUCGUCAUCCUUCUGUGUCCAUUCUGUUUUUGUGGCUUGUGCUAAAGGCCACACAGUGUCUCAGGAUUACCACACGCCCCCC
Anarrhichthys ocellatus (wolf-eel) is the source of this 6172-nucleotide messenger RNA. It is a transcript of the gene nrg2a, whose product is annotated as neuregulin 2a. Gene Ontology annotation, biological process: animal organ development; intracellular signal transduction; nervous system development. The record is from RefSeq and is a predicted model, not a curated record. Gene Ontology annotation, molecular function: signaling receptor binding. Bases 3174 to 4973 code for a protein of 599 amino acids. NCBI's taxonomy places the organism in Eukaryota, Metazoa, Chordata, Actinopteri, Perciformes, Anarhichadidae. The transcript is spliced from 11 exons.